GGCUCGGCGAUCUGUGGCAAACGCUGGCCGACUUCCGUGCCGACAUCAUGAUGACCAAUUUUGUAGUGUCGUGGAUUCUGGUGUCUGCACUGUUUGUAACGACCGUUCUGGGUUAUGCCGACAUCGGAUUGACCAGUGGAAAAGCCAAAUUUCAGGGUUACCUCGAUAUGAGGCGUUUUGUCCUGACUGGCAACUACACCGUUGAACCAGAUAUCGAUUCGGGCGUCUUCUCCGUUGACCUGAUGGAAUUGUCCGAAACUGCACAGGUGGUCCUUUUCACCAAAGCCAACGCAUCCGGCAUACAAUGGAGAGAUCCUUGCGCGGAGCCCAGUCACUCAGACCCGAACAUCCUGAGGGUCUACACAAACCAAACCGAAGUCCACAGUUCUGAUGCUCCAGACGUAUACCAAGUAAACUCGAAUACUGUGCUUUGUUUCAUGAUCAUCAAUGAGCUCAAAUUUGCAGAUAUGGGGUUAAUCAAAUUUAGUUUUAAAGAUAAUGGAAAAACGGGGAGGAAGAGUUUCUACCGUUUUCCGACGGAGGGACCUUUUAGACCAAAGGCGUUUGAUUACUACUCGUUAAGGGCAUGUUACCAUCUCCGCUCAAAACAGUCAUCCAUGGCCAUCGACUAUGUCAAUCGAAUGACCGAUAAAACCUAUCUGGAUCGUGUUGGUAUAAGUUCUGGAAAGAUAAUUCGAGAACGAUAUCGCAACGACUGUCGAGGCUCGCGUUGCGCAUAUGCAAACGUAACACGUUAUUUCCACCUAAAAACAGUUACUGCCCAGACUCCUGGGAACUUACAACAAUGGCCGAUAAUCGUAAAUGGUACUGGCGUGUGCUUCCACUUUGAAGGCCUUCGAAUAGUUAAAGGACAGGAUCGACCACCACCUGUUACACUAUUCAAGAUUUCAGAGUUUCCUUUUUGUCAUGGGACUAUCUCUAGCAGUGAGGGUGGAGUUUUAGUAAGUCCGGGCUACCCGAAGCAUCGUUACAAGAAGAACUUGUCUUGUACCUGGACUAUCCGAGUUCUCCCUGGCCAAACCAUUUCCGGAGUGUUUGAAGAUGCCGAGAGCGACUGCAAUAACGAUUUUGUCCAACUCGAUGGCCUCGAAGGUGGGAGGCGAGCCGCAUGUGGGCCAUCCAUGACUUCACAACAAUUCUUGAGUGAAACUAACACCAUGACUUUGACCUUUAAGACAAACAUAUACAAACAACUGAAAGGAUUCCUCUUUCGCUUUGACGCUGUUGGUUGUAGCCUAAGGAACCUAUCAUUUCCCCCAAAUUCGGUCAUAUUGAAUAAAGAAAAGGUUGGCGUCAUCAAACCUGGAUACACACUGCGGGUUGGAUGUUUAUCUGGUUAUGUGUUUGCGGGUGGAAGUGAUGAGGCCAUGUUAACGUGCAUUGCUGAUCGAACGUGGAGUGCCGGGAUCCCGUUUUGUGUCAAAUAUCCCAGUUGUGACCUAAACCUCACUGAGCCCAUAGGCUCCCUUUCGAGCCCUGGAUACCCCGGGUUCUAUCCGAAGAAAACCGCAUGUGCUUGGACAAUCAGGGCUAAGUACGGGCAGCGUAUCAAGCUUCGACUGAACCACAUCCAGAGCGACUGUGAAAAUGAUUACAUCAUUAUCGGUGGGUUGUUGCAGUCUGCGGGUAACGUUACUGCUUUGAAACCGAAAACGGCGUCGCCCCGCAACUUGCUGAUCUGUGGACAGAAUGCCCAACAAGGGUCAACUUAUACUUCUCAGGCUCAUGAGAUGACUGUGCGAUUCAAUUCUGGCCUCUACAAGGGAGAGGGAUUCUUUAACAUGACUUACCAAGCUAUCGGCUGUAAAUAUAAUUCGAUCAUACGUCCUGCAAGGUCAAAGAUCACCAACAAAGCUGAUUUCUAUCCGACUGGGUACAGACUUGAGGUGGAAUGCAACAAUUUGUAUCGCUUCCCGAUAGGAAACAAAUCUGUGGUGUUGACGUGUAUGGCGACUGGCAUCUGGAAAGGAAGAGUCCCACUCUGUGUCAGGUCCCUUGACGGUCGCCAGACGUGAUGACGAAGCGAAAGAAAGGGAAACGAAAAGGACUAGUGGGAAAUUAUGAAGAAUAUAUAUUGUGCUCUAGGUUCUGACGAUCAAAUGAUAUAGACUAAGAACCUGAGUUGUGUUAUCAUAAACACAUGUGCCCCAGUUGACACGGUACUAAGAAUAUUGUGCUUUUAGCAAGAAUAAAUAAUAUAGGAAGCAAUCAUGAUC
Molecule: messenger RNA, 2237 nt
Organism: Lineus longissimus
Lineage: Eukaryota; Metazoa; Nemertea; Pilidiophora; Heteronemertea; Lineidae
Product: CUB and sushi domain-containing protein 1-like
Exons: 9
Coding region: 48-2036 (662 amino acids)
Source: RefSeq, a predicted model, not a curated record